Molecule: messenger RNA, 436 nt
Organism: Sipha flava (yellow sugarcane aphid)
Lineage: Eukaryota; Metazoa; Arthropoda; Insecta; Hemiptera; Aphididae
Exons: 3
Coding region: 113-436 (107 amino acids)
Source: RefSeq, a predicted model, not a curated record
CGGCGGUGGAGGCGGUGGCAAGACGGGCGCGGGUGGCCGGCCUAAGGGCAUCACCAGGCGCGAGACGCUGGCCGACAUCGCCAAGACGUUGCCGUUCGGUCGGUCCAACACGAUGACGUCGUCCCGGAAACGGCGCGAGUCGUCCGUCGACUCGGGCAUCAAGUCGUCGUCGUCCAGCAAGGGCGGUGGACGCCGCGACUCCAAGACCGACUUCCGGGCCGACAUCGCCAAGCUGCUCAACACCCGUCGCGACUCCGUCAUCACGCCCAGCACCGUGUCGCAGCAGCAGGCCAGGCGCAGGGGAUCCGGAGACGUCGGCCACUCGGACAGCGAUGGGCGUCGCGGGUCCAAGGACGACGGCCGUGCGUUCCGGCAGCACCGCACGUGCCACAAUUGUGCGAUCGCGAUUCGGUUCACCAAAGCCGACCACGGUUAA